Paramecium sonneborni is the source of this 1850-nucleotide messenger RNA. NCBI's taxonomy places the organism in Eukaryota, Ciliophora, Oligohymenophorea, Peniculida, Parameciidae. The record is from the annotation of a GenBank genome assembly.
AUGGAUUCUGAAGAUAUACUUGAAAAGUUAUUGGAAUCUUUUUAUGAUGAGAAAAUAGAGCCUAAAAAAGAAGCAGCAAAGAAAAUUCUGGGGUUAGCUGCUAGAUAGGAAAACUUAGAAUUAUUAAUAUCUCAUGGUAUUUAUUUAUGUAAUAAAUGCAGAACAAUUUUUAUCAACGAUAUCUCGAACUUUAAGAGAUGAACAUAAAAAAUCAACAGAGCUAACUCUCUACUUACUUUGUGUUUUUUACAUUAUUUCAAAUUAUUUAGAUUUUCAUUAAAUAUUAUCAGAACAUUAGAUUGGAGAUAUAACAAUGAAAAUAAUAGAGUCUCAAAUCUAGAGAUUUGAUUUAAGAUAUGCUGAAUUAAUGGAAAAAUAGGGUUAACCUUCAUAAUUAUAAGAGUUAAGAAAAUUAAAUCUUAUGAUAGCUAAAUAAGAGAAAUUGUUUUAUGUAGGAUUUACUAUUUUAAUGAAUAUGGCAGAAGACCCAAUAAUAGAAAAUAAAAUGAGAAAAAGAAAAAUUAUAACAUUUUUAUUGAGAAUGCUUGAGAGAAAUAAUUUUUAUUUAUUGAUAGUUACAUUAUUGUUUUUAAAAAAGUUGAGCAUAGUAAAUGAAUGUAAAAUGCAAAUGGUUGAAGAAAACUGUAUCAGGAAAUUAAAAAGAUUUUUUAGUGCUGAUAAUAAUGUAUUGUUACAAUUAAGUUUAGGUAUUUAAUUCUUUUGAGUAUAUUAGGAGUAUUAAAAAACUUAAGUUUUGACUCUGAAGCUCGUUUACAGAUUGAAUAAAAUGGAUUUAUACCUGAUAUUGUCAAAAUGCUAAAAAUACCAAAUUAUCGAUUUGUUUCAAUAAUUUUAUUAUAUUUACUAACUUUAGAUGAUAAAAUCAGAUUAACUUUUGGUUUUACGGAAUGCAUGACUUUAAUAAUAAAAUUAAUGUUACAUUUUCCUGAGCCAAUAAUUGGAAAAGAAUUAAUAGCAUUAGCAGUUAAUUUAUCAACAAGUUCAAGAAAUGUAGAUCACAUUACAGAACAAGAGUUUUAAUAAAUAGUAUAAAGAGCUAUAACAAAUUCAGAUACAUUAUUGUUUAGAUUUGUAAAAGGUGUGAUUGAAAAUUCUACGAAUCCAGAAAUUUAGACAUGUGCAAAAGGAUUUGUGAGACAUUUUAUGAAAUUAUUAGUAACAUAAGGAAAAGAAGAAGAUAUUAAAUUUGAAAUUAUAGGAAUAAUGAGUUCUUUAGAUUUAUAAGAAAAUUGGAUAAAAUUGUUGAAUGAGCCAUUUAUUGAAUUUCUUCACAAUAAUCUUGUUGUUGGAAUGGUUGAUGAUGAUAUAGUUUUAGAAACUAUGAUGUUAAUUUCCUCAAUAGCAUCAUAAUAAAAUGCAGCUGAAAAAUUAUUUAAAAGUAGAAUAUUAAAUACUGUGACUUAAGUUUAUACAGAAAAAGGAGAUGAUGAUGAAUUUAUUGUACAAUAUUUAUAUUGUUUACAUUAAUUUCUGUUUCAUAAAAUAGGAAUUUCAUUAAUUUUGGAAUAGUAAGAAUAUUCAUAUUUUGAGGGAUGAAAUCCUAUUUUAGAUAAUAUAAUAAUUAAAUGAUAAAAACAAAAAAAUAAAAUAGAUGUCGGAGGAAGUCUUAGACAUUUUAAGAGAAUAUGAUUAAGAACUGUGUGAAAAAAUCAAAGAAACAAAAUUUAGUGAAUAUAAUUAAUUAUGGAUUGAGCAUCUAAAUGAACAAGAGCUCAUGUAUAUACUUAUUCGAAAAAAAUAGGUUAUAAGAUGGAGCUGACAUGGCAUUUGAAGAUGAGUAUGAAGGUAAUGAAUUAGAUCCAAAAAUGUGGGAUUCAGACAAUGAUUGA